AUGGAAGAUGCAUAUUUAAAAAACGAAUUAAUUUUAUUAUCCAAUUUCAAAAAUUCAACAUAUUCAUAUUCAAGGAAAAAAAAUGAAUUUAUUUUCGACUUUAAUUAUGAAAAUAAAUUGAUUGAUAACAAUAAUAUUUUAAUUAUAAAAUUAAAAUCGAAAACUAUUAAUAAUAAUAGUCUUGGAAAUAGUGAUAUUAAAAAUCAUUUUACUAUAUUUAGUGAAGAAAUUUCAGAUCCUAUAUUAUACCAACAAAAAGCUGUUGAUUUGAUUAGUAUUAAACUAACUGAACUCUUUGUUAAUUGUUUUUAUACACAACAUGAAUACAAAUCAUUAUUUAAUAAUUCGAGAUGUAUAAGAUUUAUUAUAUCACAUGAAGAAAGUAUUAAAAUUAUCGAUUUUAUUAAACAACAAAAAAGUAUUAUAUUUGAAAGACAUCAACAUACUAAAAUUAGAAUUCAAAAAUCGAAAAUACUUAAAGUAACAGAAGAAGAAAAAAAUUUGGAAAAUAUUCUCAAUUCAUUUAAUAAACUAGAUAUUAAUGAUGAUAGAAAAAAAGAAUAUGAAAAUUAUAAAACUAUUUUUAGUAUUCGAUCACCUAUUGAAACAAUUAAUGAUAUUAUUAAUAGUUCCAAUAUUGAUGCUGAAGAUCGUAAAGUCAUUUUUAAUAAUUUAAAAGAAGCAGUUAAUAAUAUAGGUUUAAGUUUAGAAAUAGAUUUAAACAAACCUAUAUCAGGUGAUAAAACACCUACAAAAAAUACUUCUGAAGAAUAUCACAAAGAUAAUCAAAAUUCAGACAACAUUGUUAAAACUGAACCAAACAUGGAAAUAUUUUAA
This is a messenger RNA of Cetraspora pellucida, 837 nucleotides long. The record is from the annotation of a GenBank genome assembly. Lineage: Eukaryota; Fungi; Glomeromycota; Glomeromycetes; Diversisporales; Gigasporaceae.